AUGGCGAGGAGCAAGGUGAGGCUGGUCAGGAUCGCCAACGAUGCUAUCCGCCGGGCGACGCUCAAGAAGCGGCUCAAGGGCCUGAUGAAGAAGGUGCGAGAGCUGACGGUGCUCUGCGACGUCGAGGCGGCGGCGGCGGUGUAUGAUCCGCAGCACCCCUUGCGCCCGGCGGUGUGGCCGUCCCGCCGCGACGCCGAGCUCACGUUCCGACGCUUCAGGGACAUGCCGGACAUCCAGCGACGCCGGAAGGUGUCAAGCCACGAGACGUUCCUCCUCGAGCGCGUCGCCAAGCUGCGCGACCAUCUCCGCCGCCUGAUGCGGGCCAACCGCGAGCUCGAGAUGUCGGUGCUCCUACUCGAGGGCCUCUUCGGCCGGAGCCUCCUCGACGUCAGCAUCGAGGACGCCUCCACGCUCUCGCAGCUCGUCGACAGCAAGCUCCGGGAGAUCGCCUCGAGGCGGGAGGAGGUCGUCCGGCGACUUUCCAUGGCCCCUCCGCCGCCUCCUCCUCCUCCUCCUCCUCCUCAGGCGGUUCCUACACUUAUCCCUCUACCUCUACAGCAGAGCAUCAACUGGCCGCCGCUGCCUCCCACUCCUCUUCCGGCGGUUCCUACACUCAUGGCUCCCCAUCUACACCAGAGCAUGAACGGGUCGCUACUGCCUCUUCCACCGCAGCCUCCGGCGGCUCCUAUGCCUUCUCAGAGGAACAUUAACUGCUUGUCGUUCUCAGCCACGACCACACUCCCAUCAAUUCAAGCUUCAGCGCUGGCGGGCAGUCACAAUCACGCCGCUGCCGCCGCCGGCGACUUCCAGACUAUGGAUGAGUACUCCGGCGCAGCAAUUAACCAAUUCCCGUGGAGUGACUCCUUGUUCUUUUGA
Messenger RNA from Zingiber officinale, 876 nucleotides. Its product is annotated as agamous-like MADS-box protein AGL80. NCBI's taxonomy places the organism in Eukaryota, Viridiplantae, Streptophyta, Magnoliopsida, Zingiberales, Zingiberaceae. The record is from RefSeq and is a predicted model, not a curated record. Gene Ontology annotation, molecular function: DNA-binding transcription factor activity, RNA polymerase II-specific; RNA polymerase II cis-regulatory region sequence-specific DNA binding; protein dimerization activity. The transcript has a single exon. Gene Ontology annotation, biological process: positive regulation of transcription by RNA polymerase II. The coding region runs from base 1 to 876 and encodes 291 amino acids.